UAAAAAAUACUAAUCGCAAUUCACAAGUGAGACACACAAAAAUAAAAUCUUUUUUUUUGAAAAGCAAAAUAUCUCUAUCGCAACAACAAGAUAAACAAAGUGUACUAGAAAAUAUAAAAGAAAUAAAAAAACAAAUUUGGUGAAAUUUCAUAUUGUGAGAUUAAAUAAAUAAUAUAAUAAAAAAAAUCAACAUAAUGGCCGAUUCUAACAAGCGUAAUAUUCCUAUCAAAUUGGGAGACUUCAGCGUUAUCGAUACAGAAUUCAGCAGUAUUAGAGAACGUUUCGAUUCUGAAAUGCGUAAAAUGGAAGAAGAAAUGGCUAAAUUCCGUCAUGAACUCAUGAAUCGUGAAGCUAAUUUCUUCGAAAGCACCAGCUCAACAACAAAUUCAGCCCUCUCCUCCAGACCCAAACAAAAUUAUAUUUCGGACAUGAACUCACCUUUGAUUCAGGAGGAUGGUGAUAAUAAAGUAUUGAAAUUACGUUUCGAUGUCAGUCAAUAUGCCCCCGAAGAAAUUGUUGUCAAGACUGUUGACCAAAAAUUAUUGGUUCAUGCCAAACACGAAGAGAAAUCCGACACAAAGAGCGUCUACAGGGAAUACAAUCGUGAAUUCUUGUUGCCCAAGGGUGUUAACCCUGAAUCCAUUCGCUCGUCACUCAGCAAGGAUGGUGUUCUUACUGUAGACGCUCCUUUGCCGGCUCUUACUGCUGGUGAAACCAUGAUUCCCAUCACUCACAAGUAAAUGUUGCAGCCACAUACUACAGUUAAACUAUACUUACAACAACAUCAAAUGUGUGCUACUCCAAACAAAUCAUCACAACAACAACUACUACCACCACCACCAAAAACAUUAGGCAACUCCUUUUAUUAAUUUAUUUAGCUUUUUUUUUUUGGAUGAUGCUCUCAAAGAAGGAGUGUAAUGUGUAAAAAAAGCUAAAAUGUUCUUAAAUUUAAUUAAUAAUUGCUAAUUUUAAAACGUCUUAAUUUGUUUUUAUAUUAAUUUAACAUAAUUAUUUUAAUUUUGUUUUCUAUUUAUUGGGCAAUUAUAAGUUUUUAUUAAUAUUUUAUAAAUGUGUGUUUUUUUUACCAAAUGAAAAGAAACAAAAUCCUUAUAUGUAGAACAGUUUAAUUGGUGCAAAUUGUUUCAUGUACUCAAUUUAUUUAUGUGAAAAAUUUUUAUUUUUUUUUGCAUAAAUAUUAUCAGAAAUGAAGAAAAAAAAUAAAUAAAUUAUAAAUAAAAAAAAUUUGAUACUCAAAACCAAAUGUAAGAA
This is a messenger RNA of Calliphora vicina (urban bluebottle blowfly), 1269 nucleotides long. Its product is annotated as heat shock protein beta-1. Gene Ontology annotation, biological process: protein refolding; response to heat. The transcript is spliced from 4 exons. The record is from RefSeq and is a predicted model, not a curated record. Gene Ontology annotation, cellular component: cytoplasm; nucleus. NCBI's taxonomy places the organism in Eukaryota, Metazoa, Arthropoda, Insecta, Diptera, Calliphoridae. The coding region runs from base 195 to 740 and encodes 181 amino acids.